CUGGGACCGAGCCCAAGCCACCGCCGGGGCCUGCGCUUGGCGCCGCUCUGUCUCCUGGUCCCGAGGCUCCCUUUCUUGCCUCCCCAGUCUGGACCUUGCCUCUGGCCACCCCUCUCUCACCUGAAUUAGAGUCCUUCUCCUCAGUUGGCCCAGUGGCUCCGGGGCCCCCCAACUCAGCGUCUACUCGUGGAGCCGUGGCUUCCUGGAGAGCAGCCCUUAGGGCAAGGGCUUCGGUGUGUUUCUCUCUCCAAACUUGAAGAUCCCCUUCCUGUCUUUUCAAAUUUACUGUCAUGGCCCCAAAGCCGGGAAGCGAAUGGUUUACUGUCCUGUCCCACCUGGUGCUGGGAGCGGUGUCUCUGCAUGCGGCCGCCAGCUCUGUGCAGUCAAGUCGAGGGGCUGCUGCUGGCUUCCUGCUCCAGGCUUUGGCUGCUGCCACCAUGCUGGCCCCAGGGCUGAGCCCACAUGAAGACUGUUUUGCUGGAGCCUGGGUGGCGACAGUAAUCGGCCUGCCCCUUCUGGCCUUUGAUUUCCACUGGUGUACUAACGGUCACUUGAUGUGCGCUGGCUGUUUUAUCCACCUACUAGCAGAUGCCCGGCUGAAGGAGGAGCAGGCCACAUGCCCCAACUGUCGUUGUGAGAUCAGUAAGAGCCUCUGCUGCCGAAACCUGGCUGUGGAGAAAGCUGUGAGCGAGCUGCCCUCAGAGUGUGGCUUCUGCCUGCGCCAGUUUCCCCGCUCCCUCUUAGAGAGGCACCAGAAAGAGGAGUGCCAGGACAGGGUGACCCAGUGCAAGUACAAGCGCAUUGGCUGCCCGUGGCACGGCCCCUUCCACGAGCUGACGGUGCAUGAGGCUGCGUGUGCUCACCCAACCAAGACCGGCAAUGAGCUGAUGGAAAUCCUCGAUGAGAUGGACCAGAGCCACCGCAAGGAGAUGCAGCUGUACAACAGCAUCUUUAGCCUGCUGAGCUUUGAGAAGAUUGGCUACACAGAGGUUCAGUUCCGGCCUUACCGCACGGAUGACUUCAUCACGCGCCUAUACUAUGAGACGCCGCGGUUCACGGUGCUGAACCAGACAUGGGUCCUGAAGGCUCGUGUGAAUGACUCGGAGCGCAAUCCCAACCUAUCGUGCAAGCGCACGCUUUCCUUCCAGCUGCUCCUCAAAAGCAAGGUUACAGCACCCUUGGAGUGUUCCUUCCUGCUGCUCAAGGGCCCCUAUGACGAUGUGAGGAUCAGUCCCGUCAUCUACCACUUUGUCUUCACCAAUGAGAGCAAUGAGACGGACUACGUGCCGCUGCCCAUCAUCGACUCCGUGGAGUGCAACAAGCUGCUGGCUGCCAAGAACAUCAACCUGCGGCUUUUCCUAUUCCAAAUACAGAAAUAGGCCGGGCCCAGGAUGCCCAAGGAGCGGAGGGCCAUUGCCAGCACCGCCGUCCCACUCCCCCCUGGCUCGGCAGCGGCUUCACACGACUAUCUGAUCAUUUUAGCAAAGGAGAACAAACCAACCAAGCACUGGGAAAGUCUGCAUGCGUGUGCAACAGGGUCCCUGCCUCCAGCUCACCCCCUUCACCCCUGCCUCUCCCUCCUGCGGGCAGCCAGAGGCUGGGCUGAUCACAGAGGAAACCACUCUGGGCGCCCCAGGCACACAGGGCAGGCGGCAAGGUGGGUAAGAAGCCGGCCGCCUCUGCCCCAGUCCCUACCCUCAGCGAGGUGGGCUGCCUGCUCUGGUUCCCUGGCUGGGCUCAGGGGCCCUCACUGACUUCAGACGGCAUAUUUGAUUGCAAUUAAAAAGGCAGCCUUGUUUCCUA
Messenger RNA from Dipodomys ordii (Ord's kangaroo rat), 1803 nucleotides. RefSeq names its product cysteine/histidine-rich 1 (gene Zftraf1). The record is from RefSeq and is a predicted model, not a curated record. Gene Ontology annotation, cellular component: nucleus. Bases 291 to 1379 code for a protein of 362 amino acids. NCBI's taxonomy places the organism in Eukaryota, Metazoa, Chordata, Mammalia, Rodentia, Heteromyidae. The transcript is spliced from 5 exons. Gene Ontology annotation, molecular function: zinc ion binding.